This is a messenger RNA of Jaculus jaculus (lesser Egyptian jerboa), 3660 nucleotides long. Its product is annotated as serine/threonine-protein kinase Sgk3. Gene Ontology annotation, molecular function: protein serine/threonine kinase activity; ATP binding; phosphatidylinositol binding. The transcript is spliced from 17 exons. Gene Ontology annotation, biological process: protein phosphorylation. The coding region runs from base 202 to 1674 and encodes 490 amino acids. NCBI's taxonomy places the organism in Eukaryota, Metazoa, Chordata, Mammalia, Rodentia, Dipodidae. The record is from RefSeq and is a predicted model, not a curated record.
CGGGAAGGAGGAAGCGCGAGCGCGCCGGGCUCCGCGCCCGCUCGCCCGCCGGGAGGGAGGCAGCACGGCGGCCGGGUUCCAUAAUGGAAUUUGAACAUUACCUCAAGAGGCUUCAUAUUUUGGAUUAAUUACUUAUCCUCUGCUAAUUAUUUCUUCGGAGUCAGUUAUUUGGGUAUCCUUUUGAGGCAAAGAGAUUUUACCAUGGACUACAAGGAAAGCUGCCCAAGUGUCAGCAUUCCCAGCUCUGACGAACACAGAGAGAAAAAGAAGAGAUUUACGGUUUAUAAAGUUCUGGUCUCUGUGGGCAGGAGUGAGUGGUUUGUCUUCAGGAGAUAUGCAGAGUUUGACAAACUUUACAACACUUUAAAGAAACAAUUUCCUGCUAUAGCCCUGAAGAUUCCAGCCAAGAGAAUAUUUGGUGAUAAUUUUGACCCAGAUUUUAUUAAACAAAGACGAGCAGGACUGAAUGAGUUCAUUCAGAACUUAGUUAGGUAUCCAGAACUUUACAACCAUCCAGAUGUCAGAGCAUUCCUUCAAAUGGACAGCCCAAAGCACCAGUCAGAUCCCUCUGAAGAUGAAGAUGAAAGGAGUACUCAGAAGCUACAUUCUACCUCACAGAACAUCAACCUGGGACCAACUGGAAAUCCUCAUGCUAAACCAACUGACUUUGAUUUUUUAAAAGUUAUUGGAAAAGGCAGCUUUGGCAAGGUUCUUCUUGCAAAACGGAAACUGGAUGGGAAAUUUUAUGCUGUCAAAGUAUUACAGAAAAAAAUAGUUGUCAACAGAAAAGAGCAAAAACAUAUUAUGGCUGAACGUAAUGUGCUGUUGAAAAAUGUGAAACAUCCAUUUUUGGUUGGAUUGCAUUACUCUUUCCAAACAACUGAAAAGCUUUAUUUUGUUUUGGACUUUGUUAACGGAGGGGAGUUAUUUUUUCACUUACAAAGAGAACGGUCUUUUCCUGAGCAUAGAGCAAGAUUUUAUGCUGCUGAGAUUGCCAGUGCAUUGGGUUACUUACACUCCAUCAAGAUAGUCUAUAGAGACUUGAAACCAGAAAAUAUACUUUUAGAUUCAAUGGGACAUGUUGUCUUAACAGAUUUUGGGCUUUGUAAAGAAGGAAUUGCUAUUUCUGACACCACCACAACCUUUUGUGGAACACCAGAGUACCUUGCCCCUGAAGUGAUCAGAAAACAGCCCUAUGACAACACUGUAGACUGGUGGUGCCUUGGUGCUGUUCUGUAUGAGAUGCUGUAUGGGCUGCCUCCAUUUUACUGUCGAGACGUUGCUGAGAUGUAUGAUAAUAUUCUGCAUAAACCCCUAAACUUGAGACCUGGAGUAAGCCUCACAGCCUGGUCCAUUUUAGAAGAACUCCUAGAAAAAGACAGGCAAAAUCGACUUGGCGCCAAAGAAGAUUUUCUUGAAAUUCAGAAUCACCCAUUUUUUGAAUCACUCAGCUGGACUGACCUUGUACAGAAGAAGAUCCCACCACCAUUUAACCCUAAUGUGGCUGGACCAGAGGACAUCAGAAACUUUGACACAAUAUUUACAGAGGAGACAGUGCCGUAUUCUGUGUGUGUAUCUUCUGACUACUCUGUAGUGAACGCCAGCGUGCUGGAGGCAGAUGAUGCAUUCCUUGGCUUCUCUUACGCGCCUCCUUCAGAAGACUUAUUUUUGUGAACAAGUUGCCACUCAGAAACCGGCGAACAAAUACCAGCCUGCGUAUGGAACUGGAAUUCUUGUUUGUAUGAAUAUAUUCAGAUAUGUAUAACAGUGCCUCAUUUUUAUAUGUAGUGUUGAAACUAUGAAAAAUGUAUUUUCUGCUGUAUACAAGAAAAUAGGGCAUUUCAAAGAGCUAAGUUUUAAAUUAAAAUUUGUAUUCUUGUUUAUUAAGCUUAUUUUUAAACAGAAAAUUUUAAAGCUAAGAAUAGCUUUAACUAUUUUUAAAGAUAACUUGUUGCUAUUGACUGUUUUUUCCCUGUUUACACUAACACACCCAAGGUAGACUGUUUCUAAUAGUCUAUUUCAGUUAAGAUGUAUUAAUUACUUUAUAAUUCUAUGACUUUAUCAGAACUAUGCAAUUGGUACAUGGUUGUUUUAAAGAAGAAACCAUAUCUUCCCUUGACAAAAUAAUUGGGUUUUGGUAGAAAUAGACUAUAAAAGCAUUAGUUAACACAAUGGCUGCUAGUUAACACCAAAUAAUCAUUCAUUUUGCAGAUAAGAAAUAACAAAACUAAAUUUGUUUUUGAAAUAUCAGUUCAAUUUUGGGGGGUUUUUAUUUUUAUUUUUUCUCUCAAUUUUUAUUAAUAUUUUCCAUGAUUAUAAAAAAUAUCCCAUACUAAUAUCCUCCCUUCCCCCCCCUUUUCCCCUUUGAAAUUCCAUUCUCCAUCAUAUCCCCUCCCCAUCUCAAUCAUCAGUUCAAUUUUGUAUGUCAGUUUUCCUCUACAGGAACGUGAAAGAAAAAAGAAUUCUAAGCUGGGUGUGGCUUGGGACAUACCUGGAUGUAGCUUGGCACAUUCCUUUAAUUUCAUCAUUUGGGAGGCUGAAGUAGUAGGAUUACCAUGAGUUCAAGGCCAGCCUGGGCUAUAGAGUGAGUUCCAGGUCAGUAUGGGCUAGAGUGAAACACUGCCGGGGGGAGGGGGAGUUUUAAGAAUUCCCAAACUAAGUACUUACUGCCAGAGUUGUUUAUAGAUGGUGCAAAAAUAAAUGUCUAUCAUGUAUUCAAUAUUACAAAUUAUUCUAUUUAUGUUGCUUUUGACCUUUUGAAUGUUUACUGUUAAGUAGAUCUAAAUCUUGGUACCUAUUUUUGCAAGUAGCUAUUUCAAAACUGUCUUCCUAAUUUGGUCAAGUUAAAAAUAAAAAAAAAGAAAGAAAAAAGGGGCUUUCCAGAAUGUUUACCUGGUUGUGAAUUGAAAAAUAAAAUAGCCAAUUUGGGUCAUUGUAAAUAUAUGUAAUUUUAUGCUGUAACAAAAAUUAGAAAUAAUGUGGCAGAUGCAUAUUCAGUAUCUUUUUGGUAGUGCUCGGGCCUUACAAAACCUGUAUAUGCUAAUAAGCAUAUGCUCUAACACCUAUGUAACUGACCUUAAAUCCUAAGAUGUCAGUUAACAUUAGCAUAUGUUAUGGUGAGACAGUAGAUUAAAAAAACGCUACAAAAGAAUGCUUGACUUGGAAUUCUGAUUCUUAAGGGACAUCAUUUUGCAUUGUGUGGGAAAUAGUAUUGUUAGAAUGUAGUGACUCAGUUUAGAUGCUCUAAGAACAAACAUCCCUUGUGUGUAUUCUCUUGAAUAAGAAACUACAAAAGCAUUUCUUACCCAUACUCUUUGGCUUAAAAAUGUUCAGCAGAAUGGACCUAGGAAGUACUUUUGGUUAAAUCCUAUUUAUAUGCAGUACACUGAAUCUUUAGAAAUGAGAUAUGAAUAUCUAUACUGUAAAUAUUUGGUUUGUUUGGCACCUCUGUAAGUUCUGUUUUUAUAUGAAGAUAUUUGUUGAUUAUAAAGCAAAAUAAAACUUGUACUUAAAUGAUUUUUUUAAUUCAUAUCCCUUAAUUAAACUGCCAAAAAUUAAAGUGCAAUAUUGUAUCUUUUUAAUAAAAAUUUAAAAUAGAUAUUUUUAUGUUCCUUGGAUCACAAGAAAUACAGUAUAAUAAAAUUAGCAGAAUGAUUAAUA